CCCGUACACUUUCCUCGAUGCCCAAAAAGCAUCAUAGGUCUACUUUCACCAAACCGGCUAGCACCGCUCACCAUACUCUAGCUUCCUCUGGCCUCCGAGAUGAUCGUUUCCGGUCGUCAUCAACUGAGCAGCCAUCCGUCAACGACCUGAUCAACCAUCUCCGCCGUACCCAGGUGUCCAGCUCUCCUUCCGAGGAUGGCACCAGAGCUCCUUUCAGGACGGUCGCGCCGCGAUCCGUCCAUCCAUCGCUGCGUAACCUACUAGAGCUCCCCGAAACGCCGCCUCCCCGCCCUCGCCCAGAUGCCCGCCGCGCCGGAGUUGGUGGGCGACGGGUGAGAAGGACCGCUGGGCCACCGCCACCUGAGAGCUGGCUGCUAGGAAACUAUUCAUCGGAGAAUCCAGAGGAAACCGGUCUGGAAGCUGGCACAGCGGAGGCCGAGAGAAUCAUAUAUCGCCUCGAUCGUCUCCCGGGUACGACGUUUCCCCGAAGAACCUCCUUGCUACAUAUGCUGCUCAAAUCUAUGGCUUUACAUUGGGCUUGGCAUCUUGAAUAUGACGGGCAGUUCCUUGCACUCCUACCUAGUCAUAUCAAAGUGCUACUACUUAGCUAUGUCGGCAUCCACGCAAGAGACCAGCCGUUGCGGGGUAUGAUGCAUGGUCUAAGACCGCUGAUUGAGAAACAUCGGCCUGAAGAAGACGAUAUAUCGCAGGACAGUGAUUUGGAGAUAAGCCGCUUGGAUCUAGGCGGUGCGGUAGGGCGCUGGAUGACCUGGAAGCAGCUUUCCAGCGAGCUAAUCGUGUCCGCGAAACCCAGUACGGUGCAACAUACUAUGAAAGAGCCCGUCCCAGCGUCCUGGGAGGAUAAAUUGAGCGAGGAUGAUGAACCUGCCAUCGCUGAGAAUACUCUUCUCCCUAAAACACUGACCCAAGGACUGCGCUUUGAGAAUCUCCGUUAUCUCUCACUAGCGCAUCCAGUUCCAUCUGCUACUAACUGGAACUCGCUCAUCAACCUCCUCUCCCGCCUUUCAACCAUAACCCACCUAUCGUUGGCACAUUGGCCCGUCCCGACAGUCACACCGAACGCUGUUAACGCCCGCGUACGACACCCAACGCAAAGAUCCUUAACCUUUGCCUACGGCGGCACAGACGCAUACUCUUCAUUCGAGAACAACUGGGCUGAAGCAGCCGGUAUCCUGCGGAGACUCUCCCGCGCAACUUACUGUCUGAAAUGGCUAGACCUAGAAGGUUGCGGCGACUGGGUCCCAGCACUGAACUGGGACGGCGUGGGACCAGAUGGCGAGGCGUACGUCGCCGGUCCAGAAUGGAAUGGGUCAUGGAGAGAUAUCGAGUUUAUCCGUCUAGGUCCAGGAUGGCUUCCUCAUAUUGAUGAUAGCGAGUUACUGCCUCUUCACGCUUCUUCUGGACAAUCUGCUGCUGCGUCUUUAUCUCUCGCAGCAUCAUCUUCUUCUUCUGUGCCCCGUUCUCUAGCAUUCUCUAUGCAUGCUCCGUCUCCUGAUCAGCCGACGGAUUCCGAUGAUCUUCCAUGGGACGUCGAAGUGGAACGAGUUAAGUAUCGUCGCGAGAAGGAGCUGGAACGAUAUCGUGAAGCCGUGCAAGCUGCGAAAGCAGUGCAGCAGCGAGUACAGCGGACGAGAAAGGCGGGCAAGGGAAAGUGGGUGCAAUUUUCUUUCGGCUUAGACGGGUUGGAAGAGGAUGUCCUUAGGCGGUUGCUCGGGAAGGAGUAUUUGAGUCUUCUCCCUUGAUGGGAUGAGACCUGGUUGUAUAUACAUUCAACUAUUAGUACAUGGCGCCGCGGGAAACCGGUGAGGUAAAUGCCAUUGUAGGGCUAUCUUAACUUGUAUAUUCGAAUAGAGUCAUUGCCAACAGCUUACUUCUAUGAGUUAUAGUUUUCUUACCUGGCUGUCUACCUUCUCAGGUCACUCGGAUGUCUGAAUUCGUAGCUCGUAAAGCCGACUUCCUAAAAGGAUAGACAGCGAGUGCCUGAGGUAUUUAAAUCUAUGUUGGAGCAGUUAGUAAAUACCGGAUCAUAA
Messenger RNA from Aspergillus pseudotamarii, 2051 nucleotides. RefSeq lists its product as uncharacterized. The record is from RefSeq and is a predicted model, not a curated record. The coding region runs from base 18 to 1763 and encodes 581 amino acids. The transcript has a single exon. Lineage: Eukaryota; Fungi; Ascomycota; Eurotiomycetes; Eurotiales; Aspergillaceae.